Messenger RNA from Adineta ricciae, 1251 nucleotides. The record is from the annotation of a GenBank genome assembly. NCBI's taxonomy places the organism in Eukaryota, Metazoa, Rotifera, Eurotatoria, Adinetida, Adinetidae.
AUGUCAGUUACAACCUACUCGAAUAAUACCUCGCCAACGUCGUUCACUCGAAGGAAUAUUCGAUCAUCAUCAACAACAGCAUCAGCAUCGCCCAACGCGAUGACAAACGAACAUUCCCGACUUCCCCUUCAAACAAAUCAUCUGCACCUUCCAAUUCCACCGAUUGGUGAUUCAUUACGAGUGAAGCCAAAUCGAAUUCGUCAUUCAGUUUCGUCACAGAGCCCAACAACACCGCGUCAUCAUUUCAAUACCGAUAAAAGUAUUUCGGCGAAAUCGUCGAAGCAAAUCUAUACAUUUAGUAAUCCGCCGCGUGAACUUCAGCGAAUUCGCCACUUCUCGAAUCAGAAUCUUGGCCGGCAACGUGUUGCAUCGGCGCCUGAAGAAAACUCUCCUCGGUCGAGAUUGACUCAACCAAAAGUUUUAUCUGCAAAUGAUUCCUCCAUGUUACGUUCAUACUCAAAUCAAAGUCAUAUUAAACCAGACGAACAACAACAAUGGUCACUGAAUGCACUCAUCAAAGAACAGAACAAAUCGAAAGUGCCCAAAGCUGUACAAAAACGACGCAUCCGCUUCCUUUUUCACUGUCCACCAUCGAAACAAGAACAAGUUCCAUUGGUCUUAGACAGCAAUCAAACAUCACCGCGAUCGUCAUCGUCUCAAGAACAUCCAAUUCUUCCUCUUAUUUUAACACCACGAUCAACAGAGGAUCUUGUGGAUAAUAAUGAACCCGAAAUGGCUGAUUCAAUGCAAUUAGCAGCCAUUCUCGCUGAAAUUCAAUUAGAAAAAGACUGGAAUCCCAAUGAAACAUUAUCAAAACAACAACAGCAGCCACAAUUAGUAUUAGACUCAAGUAAAUACGAGUACGAUGUUUCAAACCCAGCCGAUGGCACCACAUUCAGAUUAUCACCACGGACAUUAAAACCCGAUGAAGAACUAGCAGCGCGCAAACGUUUCGCUCAAUACUAUCAACACGAAAUGCGCUCAAGUGCGAAUGCCAAGAUACCAUCUUUACUAGCAUCAAUCGUAACUGAGAACAAUGUAACAAUCGGCAACAGUCUUGACAUUGGUCCAACAUUUACUUUCAAACUCAAUUCGAGCGAUUCGAUGAAGAAAACCACGUCGAAUAAUGAUAAUGAAGACAGUCUCGGUUCGACGACGGACAGCGAAUUAGUUCAAUUGUGUUACGAUGCCACAUUGAAAUUAUUUUGUGAUCCCGAAACAGGUUUAUACUAUGAUUUAACAUCGACUUAA